Ziziphus jujuba (common jujube) is the source of this 1639-nucleotide messenger RNA. Its product is annotated as DNA mismatch repair protein MSH1, mitochondrial-like. The transcript is spliced from 9 exons. The record is from RefSeq and is a predicted model, not a curated record. The coding region runs from base 412 to 1398 and encodes 328 amino acids. Lineage: Eukaryota; Viridiplantae; Streptophyta; Magnoliopsida; Rosales; Rhamnaceae.
AGGAAACCUGUUUCUCCCCUUCUUUUUCAAAUAUAUUUCAAUAUUUUUGAAGAAAAUAUUAGUUUAUUAAUAUCAAAUAUAUAUUUUUACUAAUAAGUUUAUACUUUGAAAAACCAUAACAACAUGUAUAAAUAUAAAUAAAAUAAAAUAUAUAAAUAUAAUUAUACAUAUAUAGAUAAAUUUAAAUAAAAUAGAAACAAUUCUGUAGUUUGGUUCAGUAUUUAGUAUGCAAUAAAUAAUAUAUAUUUCUCUUCGUUCUCUUCGAUGGUUAAUGCUUCACUGCAUGCGAUUUGCAGAAUCUUCGACAAACUUUGGAUGAUCUGACCAGAAAUGGGUACUCAGUGUGCAUAGUAGAAGAAGUUCAGGGUCCAACUCAAGCUCGCUCCUGCAAAAGUCGUUUUAUAUCUGGGCAUGCACAUCCUGGUAGUCCUUACUUUGGACUUGCUGGUGUUGAUCAUGAUCUUGACUUUCCAGAACCAAUGCCUGUGGUUGGCACUUGUCGCUUGGGAGAAUUUGGUGAGGGAGGCCUGCUGUGGGGAGAAUGUGUUUCUAGACAUUAUGAAUGGUUUGAAGGCAAUCCUGUCACUGAGCUUUUGUCUAAGGUAUGUUAGAGAUAUUCUUCUCAACCCUCCUGCUUAUGAAAUUGCAUCUACGAUUCAAGCAAUGUGCAAACUUAUGAGCAAUGUCACCUGUUCAAUUCCUGAGUUUACUUGUGUUUCAUCUGCAAAGCUUGUGAAGCUACUUGAACUGAGGGAGGCUAAUCAUAUUGAGUUUUGUAGAAUUAAAAAUGUAGUCGAUGAAAUUGUACACAUGAAUAGAAAUUCUGAGCUCGGAGAAAUCCUGGAGUUGUUGAUGGAUCCUACAUGGGUGGCAACUGGGUUAAAAAUUGACUUUGAGACAUUAGUUACUGAAGAUUUCCUGCCUAUCAUUUCAAGAAUAAAGGCCACGACUGCCCCACUUGGAGGCACAAAGGGAGAAAUAUUAUAUGCUCGGGAGCAUGAAGCUGUUUGGUUUAAGGGAAAAUGGUUUAUGCCUUCUGUAUGGGCGGGUACACCUGGGGAAGAACAGAUUAGACAUCUUAAACCAGCUAUAGACUCAAAAGGUAGAAAGGUAGGAGAAGAGUGGUUUACUACAGCAAAGGUAGAGGACGCUUUAACAAGGUACCAUGAGGCGGGGGCCAAGGCAAAAGCCAAGGUCUUGGAAUUGUUAAGGGGACUUUCUUCUGAAUUACAAGCAAAAGUCAACAUCCUAGUUUUUGCUUCCACGCUUCUAAUUAUUGCCAAGGCUUUAUUUGCCCAUGUGAGGUUGGAAACAAACAACUUCAUUUAUCUUUUUAGCAUUACUUCUCAAAUCUGUACAGAGUUUGAUGUGGUCUUUCAUGUUAAAUUGUUGGUUUGACAAGUCAACAUAGAUACUCUGUCGGCAAUAUUAUGUAUUUGUUUACUCUAGGCAGUAUUUUUCUUGGGAAUCUUCUGUUUUUUUAAAAAAAAAAAAAAAAAAAAUCCUUUUUUCCAGAUGGGAGGGAGAAGGGAGUGGAUUGAAGAAUUUGAUUGCUAAAUGUGCUUUCUGUCUAUUACACCUUUCUUUGUGACACUUGGAUUUUGCAAAUUGGUUACUAGAAGAAAUGAAAUGAGACGAG